AUGAUGCACCCGGUAUUGCGUCUGGCUUCUCGCAUGAUUAGUCAUCUGUGUUACUUGCCUUUUGUAUGCUUUCUCCAUCGACUCCUUGUUGGUACUUUAACCGUGCGCUAGUUUGAUGCGAUCCUGAAUAGCGAGCGAUUGCCAAUAGACCCAAGUCGUCUGCCUGAAGAAUUGAAAACUGGGGAGUAUCAAGAAUAUUACGAGGCAUAUAAUGUCAGCCAAAUCCUGCCUAGGAAAUCCUUUGGAGAAAAGCAAAUUGCCGAAAACCAAAAGAGGCUAAGUAAGAAAUAGCUCUUCCUAUCCUAGAACAUCAUUCUCAUCUAACUAGACUGGCGCUAUAAUUUGUUUUUCCUUUGGGCUUUAUUUCCGUUCCUUGUCCUUGUUUCUCUUGCUCUCCUCUUCGUUCAAAAUUUUUCUGGAAGAGGUGAAGAAGUACUGAAUCAUUCUUGUAGAAGGAAUUUUCAAGUAUAUGAUUGAGGAAUGCGAUUUCACCUUGGCUUUCUAUCAAAUGGGACGAGACUUUAUUGGUGGGCAGCUAGAACCCGCUAACAGGACUGGUGCUUAUGUUGCGGUAAAGGAACAAGGGGGUGUAGCUUUAUGCCUAUUCGCUUGUAAGUCACAAACAAAGAAUUAUACUGUACUUUCAAGCAUGAAAGGACUUCCGUCUUCGUAGUGCUAUCAAGUUGCUGAUACCCUUAAUAGCGACUGCGAUGGUAUUACCUCUUCUACGGCCAGAUCUGAAUGACUCUGAAAGACAGAGGAUGGAGUUUUCUGUAGCGAAAGUUAUGACCCAUGAGGUGACGGUGAGUAGACUUUUCCCAUAUUCUAACGGAGCUGAUGGUGAAACUAGCACGCCAUAGAGACAGGUCAAACAAUGCGAAAAUCAUUCCAAAUGAGAGAUUUAGAGCCCUUUUUUGAUCAACAACGUACUGUUUUAAUUUGAUCCGUCUAUAUUUGGCCGCUAACAUAAGAUUUGUAGAAAUCAAUGAGUUGGGCUGUGCAGGGGAGUUUGCAGUGAGCUAAUACCACUCAAACGCGUUUCUUUGGAAUGCUAACGGUUUUGAUUGAUUUUAGAUUUAUGGGGGGGUUCCAUCACCAGUUGAUCACUGGGACAGCCGUUGGCCGCAUGCGGUGCAUUUAGGUAACAUCUUCCCAAUAAUGAUCCUCGCUUAUAGUCCAAGGGGAACGAACGUAAUCUUAGAGAAUACUUAAGCGCCAGCUAACAUGUGUUGAAAACCCCCAAGGCUUUUGGCUUCGUGAACCUUGGCCUACCCAAUACGACCUUUAUAUCAAACCGUGGUACCUCACUGACCCCAAAAUGUCCGAUACAUACAGGCUGUAUCCGUUGCAAGUUUACUUUUAUGAAGGUAUGUAGUCACAUCUAAAUACGAGGGUGUAGCUGAAUUUCCGCUGGAUCGGGGCUACAAGUUGAAGAAUUCUGGGUACUUCUUCUAUCAAAGUGUCAAAAGUUCUUGUGUUGAUGUGUAACCUAGCAAGCAAAAUUGGCCGCUCUUGGGGGAAGGGCACUUUAUCUUGGGACCAUCAAACAAGGCGUGAAGUGUACAAUAACGGAUGACAAAGCUGACUUGAACAAAAUCCAAAGAGAUUCCUCUUUGCCCCAUCAAUUUCUGAAUGAUGUUGUGGAAAAGAUUCUACCACACCGUAAAGACCCUUCGACCUUGACACCGGAAGAGAGAGAUACAGAGCAGUUUGUUAGGGCAUUGGCGAGUCAGCAGACCACCGAGGAUGAAUUCUGUAAUUCAUUUAUUUCACUCGUCAAGAAAGAGUGUGUGCUAACAUGUCAAUAGGGGAAAACCGGGAGCUAAUGAGGCAAUCCAGAAGCACCAUACUGAAAAAGAAUUAUUCUUCCUGGAAAAAGAUGGAGAGAUCAGAAAGAGCUGCUCUUAUAGCAGCAGUUAAUCAAGCCCGGCAAUCCCACCAGCGUGCCGUUCAAGUAUUACUCGAAUUGGAACGCAGCCAGGGAUCGAUUUUCUCGGAGCGGCGCACAAAUCUCCUUGGAUGGAAUAUGGGGAUGCAUGAGUAUAUGCGGGAAUGUCGGCUGGAGACCUUUGGCGAUUAUGAGAAGUUUUUCAGAGACCCACCCAAAUUGAAAGGUGAACUCGUUAUCGAGUAAGUUUUCACCACAAAUUGACCAUCCUCAUAAUCCAGUUGCCUCCAGAUUCUCCUUUGCUUUCCUCCUUAUGUAAUGGUUUGAGGAGACAAUACUGACUUUACGGCCUUCCGCAGAGAUAUUCUGGUGGGCCUGGUAGGUUCCCCGCCACCCCAGGUUUAUGUUUUUUUUGUUUUUUUUCGAUAUUUUGCAAGUCUGACUCUAAAUUCAGGGAUUCUGUCGCAUGCUCUUGUGGAGUAAAAAACUUCGGACUUCAGAUGCCGUGCAAUCUCUACCUAGCAGUCAAGAGCUUCAAUCUCUCGACUCAGGACUGAAACGAUUUGACAUUGAAGAUUCUACAGCAAAAUAUAUGAGCCAUGAAGUAUUGACAGGGAUUUUCGAGAGCCAGAGGUGUUCUUGGUUCGCGGAGCAGGUCGCCCUGUGCUACAUCAUAUGGUUCAGGGAAAACAUCAAUAACUUGACGAAGCUUCGGCGAAUUGAGACUAUUGAGAAAAAGGUGCUUCAGAUAAGAAAUGGGCUCAAAAGUUUCAGUAUCAAUGAAACGUAUAGCGUAACAUUUAGUGGGGAGGUACUUGAGUGUCCAGAGGACUGGGUUCCACGCGUGGAUAAUGCUUUGAAAAGGAUAGCCGAGCUUAUUUCCUUUCUUCGAAAUCGGGAUCCUGAAGGAGAAAUCAGAACAGGGCUCGAUGCCGCUGAUAUUGAAAUUGAUACUAUUGAUACUGAUACAGAUCCUUCCAUUGGCGAAUCUGACGGAGGCGACCCUAGUGAUGGCGAUUCCGAUGAAUAUGGCUUUGAUGAAGACGACAGUGAUCAGGGAUCCGAUUCAAAAGAGCGCAGGAAUGAUACUGAAUCUGAGAGCGGGUCUGAGAGCGAGUCUGAGAAUGGGGACUCUGAAGAUGACACAAAAUCACCUUCUGGUACGUAA
Molecule: messenger RNA, 3056 nt
Organism: Hymenoscyphus albidus
Lineage: Eukaryota; Fungi; Ascomycota; Leotiomycetes; Helotiales; Helotiaceae
Source: the annotation of a GenBank genome assembly